Paramecium octaurelia is the source of this 497-nucleotide messenger RNA. The record is from the annotation of a GenBank genome assembly. Lineage: Eukaryota; Ciliophora; Oligohymenophorea; Peniculida; Parameciidae.
GCCGUCUUGCUCAACCCAUUAUUUUUAUUAAUGAAGCUCCUUUUAGCAAUCCUUCUUGUAUCUACUGUGUUAGCAGCAAUUCCAACAAAAGUGACAAAUUGCAUAGCCAAUCCAUCAAUUGUUUUUACAGAAGCAACAUUUAGUGUUUAACCACAAAAAGGAGUUGAUGAAACUAUAACCCUUUAUGGAACAGCUAAUGCUCAUGCUGAAUUAACUAACGUCCAUUUGGUAGCAAAGUGGAAUGAUGUUGAAGUCAUGACAGAAGAUUUUCCUGAAGAGGAAAUCUAUGACAAUGGUGACAAAGUCGUAUAUUCAUAGACCAAAAACUUCCCAACAUUUACUCCAUCAGUAAGAUAUUAAAGUAAUUAUAGGGAAAAAUAACCACACAAUUCUAUUUCUAAAAUGCUAAAGGAGCAAACUUUGCAUGCGCAGAAAUAACAUUUGUUUUGUGAACAUAAAUUCACAUAUCAUAAUUUAAAUUUAAUCUAUUUCUAUAA